CGUAUAUUUACAGAAAAAUAUUUUCUGUGUAUUUACAACCGAUCAAUACUGUCAGAGUCCCUGUUCCACACUGCUGGAGUGGAAAGACCACCCCAAUCACCCAAUCCAUUCAGGACUUAAAGGAAAGCUCAGAAACCUUUGCUUGAAGGUUAGAAACCCUCUAACUGAACGGUGUUUGCACUACUUUUGCUUUAAAUCCUUAUCUGUCUUUUUUUUUUUUCCUCUUCUGCUUUUUAGUGUGUCAUGAUAGUUGGACUGGGGACAUUUGCUGGUCUUACGCAAGAGCUGUGUGUGGGAAGGAAUGGCUGUUUGCUCGUUCGCAGACCUGUAUUUCAACUGUCCAACACUGUCAGAAAGAUUCUUAACCUGCCCUAUGCCAAAAGAAUUAUUCCUGCAGAUUCCGCACCAGUUGUCCCAUUGGACUGCACCACGAUAGCCCUGGAGACAUCAAAACCCCCAGACGCUGUGAGGAACUGUCUAAAUGAGACCGUGAUGUAUCUCUCUCGCUGCAUCGCGACUGAACUGAAUAUUGAUUUUGUUUUCCGGGACAUGGGUAUCCUUUCUGUCAAGCACAAGGAAAUCCAAAUGAGGUUUUAUGAAAGAUUUCUUCUCAGCCUGGAUGCAACGGGAAACAUUAAGGAAGUUCUUGGCAACAUAAGUCUUACUGUUCUGGCAGUGCUACGUGUGGGAUUUCAGGCUGAGUCUCAAGCGUCCGUCAGGCUGAUGUCCCCUGGUGUGCCAUGAGCCGUCUGGCCACUUAGCUUAGACAUUGUGUACAGCAGAGGAGGUGCUCUUUAGAUUUCCUCUUAUAUAAUCAGUUGUCUUGAUGAAAUAUAAGUCACAAAAGAUGGCUGUGUUGGGUCACGCCAAGGAUCACAGAGUCAUUGAGGUUGGAAGGGACCUCUGGAGGUCGUCUGGUCCGAGCUCCCUGCUCAAGCAGGAGCACCUAGAGCAGGUUGCCCAGAACCAUGUCCAAGUGGCCCCGUGUCCUGUCCUGAAGGCUUAGGGGAAAGGGUACGAGAACCAGACAAGUUAAUGGUGGUAGCUGUGGUUAGCAACGUGGUCAUUGCCUUGGAAUCAUCUCACCUCUCUCUGUUCCUGUCACAGAGGAAGAAAGGGAUGACGAGUUGGGUCAUUUCCCAGGGAGAACCUGGAGUUCCUGACAUCCUCACUAAAGCCGGCAUCCUGUUUCCCAGGUGAGGAUUUUCUGUCGCCUUUAACCAAUGAUGUGAGCAGCCUCUCGACUUGUGAUAGGUAGAUCUCCAUUACUAGGAUUUUUUUGCUGCUCAUGAGGUUGUUGAGAAAGGUUCACUCCCAGUACGCACUUGAAGUAACGUAGAGAAGUGACUGCUUUUUACAUUGCCAUCAGUCAUGCAAAAUAAUCAUUUGUUAGACAGAAUUUGUGGAGCAUAGAGAAGAACAUAGGCAACAUCAAGUUUCACCUGCUUUUACUUCUUUCCUUUUGGCGUGACUGCAAAGGGAAAGGAAAAUGACAGGAAAACUUUAAAAUGUUUCUGUGUAGGAUUUCAUGCACAAUUCUACAUUCUAUAGAAUUCUACGUGAUGGAAGUCAGCAAUCAUACAUGUCACGUGUUUGCAAAAUUCACAUGCCUUUUGUGAGAAUCAAGCA
Cygnus olor (mute swan) is the source of this 1629-nucleotide messenger RNA. Its product is annotated as coiled-coil domain-containing protein 81-like. Lineage: Eukaryota; Metazoa; Chordata; Aves; Anseriformes; Anatidae. The coding region runs from base 244 to 744 and encodes 166 amino acids. The transcript is spliced from 2 exons. Gene Ontology annotation, cellular component: centrosome. The record is from RefSeq and is a predicted model, not a curated record.